This is a messenger RNA of Eimeria maxima, 3783 nucleotides long. RefSeq names its product Similar to Transposon MAGGYgagandpolgenehomologues, related. Gene Ontology annotation, biological process: DNA integration. The record is from RefSeq and is a predicted model, not a curated record. NCBI's taxonomy places the organism in Eukaryota, Apicomplexa, Conoidasida, Eucoccidiorida, Eimeriidae. The transcript has 4 exons. The coding region runs from base 1 to 3783 and encodes 1260 amino acids. Gene Ontology annotation, molecular function: nucleic acid binding.
AUGCAAGGACUGUCUUCCAUCCUCGCUCUCCCGGUUGGUGAGGAGCCCGAAACACCGAAUCCGACUGAGGUUGGGCAAGGGACAUGGUGCUGCGCUUUGUUGGGAAGCCCCAAGGUUACUGAAAGGGGCGGGGAGAACAGAGAACUGGGGGAACAAGAGCAGCUUGACGAUGAGGAGGAGUCCCUUUGGCCGACAGCUACCUUAGAGUAUUCGAGGUUCGAUGAUUGGCUGAAGUCCGAGGCAGCAUCGUCGACCCCUCCAGUCAUCCCGGAUGUAUUGAAGGAGUACCGAGCAGUAUUCCCUGAUCAGCUGCCCGCUGGACUGCCGCCGAAGCGCCCCUUCGAGCAUCGGAUCCUCCUAGUGCCUGGGAGGAUGCCUACUAAAUCGCCGAUAUACCGAACGACUCCUGAACAAUUACAGGCACACAAACAGGAGAUAGCCAGACUGACUACCAAGGGAUGGAUAGGGCCUACAUACUCCCCUAUAUGUGCCCCGACUAUCGUGGUGGAUAAGAAGGACAACGGGACGGGGGACCGAAGGAUGAGAAUGGUAGUUAAUUACAGUGAGAUAAAUGCUCUUACGGUGGCGCCCGACUUCCCCUUACCUCCCAUUGCCACUACCUUGGAAAUGCUGGGAGGGGCCAAGUACUUUUCCUCUUUGGAUCUGGAGUCGGGAUAUCAUCAGAUACGCAUGGCGCGGGAGGACAGGUGGAAGACCGCGUUGCGUUCCGUGCUCGGACUUUUCGAGUACAAGGUGAUGCCUUUCGGCCUGAAUGGAGCAGCUGCAACAUUCCAAGCAAACAUCAACUAUUAUCUACAACCAUUCUAUUUGGAUGAUAUUCUUAUCUGCAGCUCUGAUUUGCCGAGCCACGCCACUCUACUGAAACAGGUUCUAAGUAUCCUGCAAAAGAAUUACUUCUUUCCUAAGUUCAGCAAAUGUUCGCAAAGAAAGAACUCACCUUGGGUAACGGCCUACAAGGAUCAUCAAGCACUAACGCACCUGCACCAACUUAAGGCAUCCAAACCUCUUCGGGGGCGCACCGCCAGGUGGCUUGAUUUCCUCGCGGAGUUCCCUGAACUGACGAUCUCUUCCCUGCCAGGCACACGCAAUCAAGUGGGGGAUGCAUUGUCGCGUAACCCGGGAGGGCCUACAACCAACGCACCCAGCAGUUCGGUGGAGCCGAUUGACACCCCACAAGGCUCCUUGGUUACCCUCGUACCCGCCGAGGUACCCUUAACCCCAUACCCUAAAACUAGGAAACAACUUACCGACUAUCGACAACUAGCCGGCAUCCGGGUGAGGACCCGGCAACAGCGGGGGAGCGAGAAGCCUACGGAGGUGACCCUGAAUACACAACAGCAACACAGUCGGCCACAGCAACAGACGAGCGCAACACACAAGCCGAAUUCCCCUACACACGCUCCUGACUGGCCAUUGGCAUAUUCUAAGUGUCCAGUCUUCCGCGAUGCUUAUACGGCCGCUGCCAAGACCCCGGGAGAAACCGUUCACGUCGAGAUUCAUCAGCGCCGCUAUGGGUUUCGUUUCCAGCGCCCAUACCUGCGCAUAUGUCAGAAUGGCAUUUGGCUGAUAUGUGUCCCUCAAUUACCGGAGUUCCUAACGCACAUUCUAUACCAGUUUCAUGAUCACGUCACAGCGGGGCACAGGGGUCAAAAGAAGACUUUUCUUGCAAUUAGCAAACAUUACUAUUGGCCUGGAAUGCGAACAGAUACUAAUACCUACGUGGAUUCUUGUGUGCAAUGUCGAGCUUCGAAGAGUGUCACCCAGAAACCCGCCGGCCUGCUGCAGCAACUCCUCAUAUCGUCACGGCGUUGGAGCCAUGUGAGCUUGGACUUUAUCACUGACCUGGCACACACACACGCAGGAGACGACGCCAUCUUGGUACUGGUGGAUUCGUUGAGCAAAAUGGCCCACUUCAUUCCCACGCGCAAGACUAGCUCGGCAGCUGACACGGUAGCAUUGUUGGCUGACAGACUCAUCAGAUACCAUGGGUUCCCAGAGACCCUCGUCUCUGACAGGGACCCACGCUUUACCUCGGAGGUCUGGGAGGCACUCUGUUCGCGUUUCAAUAUCAAACGAGCACUGUCCUCCCCCUACCAUCCACAGACGGACGGACAGACGGAACGUGUAAAUCGCACGCUCGAGCAGAUGCUGCGCACCUAUAUACAAACCGAUGAGCGGGAUUGGGAGUAUCUGCUGCCUGCCCUAGAGCUUGCAUAUAACACAACGCCUCACUCUUCCACGGAACUCUCACCUUUCGAAGUACUGAUAGGGGAGAACCCCCUUACAGCGGCAGAUCUAGAUGUCACAGGGACUUUACCCCCAACGCUCUCGCCUCCCAUGACGAAGCUCUUCCAGCGACUCUGCGAUAGGGCACAGGCCCAUAUCCUGCAAGCAAAAUGGCGCCAGAAGUACUACGCGGACGCUAGGAGACGGCCGAUAGACUAUAAGGUGGGGGACCGAGUAUGGAUCAGCAGCAAACACCUACCAGCGCUAAAUGAUUGUGCUAAGUUGGAGCCUCGGUAUCGAGGUCCCUUCUCGGUUACUGAGAGGAUAGGGGAGGUGGCUUGCCGUAUUGGUCUUCCCGGGAGCUACGCAGGGCACAACGUCUUCCACGUUUCGCAACUGAUUCCGCAUCGUCCUCGGCCUGCGACACACAUGGCACAAGAUGCACCAGCUGGGUGGCCGCCAGUUCGGGACGAGGCAGGGAACCCCACAGACCAGUACCUCGUGGAUUAUAUCUUGGACCAACGAGGCUCGGGAUCUUCUGCCUCCUACCUACUCAAAUGGCGUGGCGCCCCCGAGGAGCGGGCCACGUGGGAACCCGCACACCAUCUCCAGGGUUGCCCAGCCUUAAUUCGAGCCUGGAAGCGACGCAGACGUAAACCCAGACAAAAUCGAAGCGAUGUGGAGCAGCCAGUGGAAGAUACAAGAGCGAAAGUUGACCAGCUGAGGCGAGAGACCGGCAAGCGUGUUGCGGCAACAGAGGAUGCUAGGACACAGGUGAUGAGUGGGGGAUAUCGGAUGGGAUGGGGGACUGCGGAAGCAGAAGAAGCUGCAGCAGUAAGCGAAGAGCAGCAACGGCAAGAGCAGCAACAGCAAGAGCAGCAACGGCAAGAGCAGCAACAGCAAGAGCAGCAACAGCAAGAGCAGCAACAGCAAGAGCAGCAACAGCAAGAGGAGGAGGAGCAACAGGGGGAGGAGCAGCAAGACGUCUACUCACUUAUGGAUAAAGACGACCAGCAGCAGCACCACCUGCAGCAGCUGCAGCAGCACGGUCUUGUACCUGCUGCUCUGUCCCCAGCUGCAGCAGCAAAGAAGGGCCCUGUGUCUGCUGCAGUUCGUGCUGCACAGCAGCGCCUUUUGCUGCUGCAACAGCAGCAGAAGCUGCGGGAGGAAGAGGAGGAAAGGCGGUGUAAAGAGGAAGAAGAACUCAAAAGAAAGGCUGAGGAGGAGAAGAAGAAGAAAAGAGAAGAAAAAGAAUUAAAGGAAAAAAAAGGAGUCACUGUAAAAUCACAAGGAGGAGCAGCAGGCAGUCCUGCUGCAGAUGCUGCAGCAGCUGAAGCAGCAGUUACAGCAGCAACAGCAGCAGUAUGGACGUACAAUUUCGGCGGCGACUUCAGGGGACUUCAGGGGCAGCUCUGCGUGCGCUGCCAGCAAUACCUAAGAACGGUGGCGUUAGCACUUGCCCCAUGGGGAGAGUGUAUCCGACGAGGGGAGGAUUCUAUUGUGGAGGUAGGCAGGCCGCCCGUUCUGGAAGGCUAA